Molecule: messenger RNA, 1557 nt
Organism: Phlebotomus papatasi
Lineage: Eukaryota; Metazoa; Arthropoda; Insecta; Diptera; Psychodidae
Product: epidermal retinol dehydrogenase 2-like
Exons: 5
Coding region: 538-1485 (315 amino acids)
Cellular component (GO): lipid droplet
Molecular function (GO): oxidoreductase activity, acting on the CH-OH group of donors, NAD or NADP as acceptor
Source: RefSeq, a predicted model, not a curated record
UUACUAUUUUCAUUGUUAGUUUUACGUUCAUAUGGAAUUAUAUGCUCUUGUGCAUUAUAAUACUGUCAUUUGACAUUGAAUUUCUUAACAUUAUAAGAUCAAAUUUUAAAGACGUUGUUAAAUAUGAAUUAUUUUUUUUUAUCACUUAUUCUUUCUAAUUAGGAUUUCUAUCUUUUAAUUUUUCUCAUGUAACAUGAAAAGUGCUGGGUACUGAAAUGUGUAUGUCGUUGAAGACGGCACUCCAGUGUAAGCAUAAUUGAUAAGUGCAUGUGUUAUUCAUUUGUAUGGACUAUAAAGUGAGAAUUGAAUUGCGUUCCGCAGAGGCAAAGCGACAAUAUAGUCAGUUCUCGUCUGGAUUUAAACGGUUUCACACGAUAAACUUUCUGCCUCGUGGUCAUUUCUCAAGUGCAAGUGUGACUACGAGAAAACCACCUCUAAAUCUCAAUUAUAUUGAAUCCGAAUUACUUAAAAAAAAAGUCAAAAGUGCAAUAGUUUAAUAGAGAGUUAACAUUUUCUUUGCCAAAAUCCUCUGGGAAUAUGACUGACAAUCAAAAUGCAUCACAUAAUCCAGCUCUGAGGCUGUACUCGGCAUUUACUUUAAUUGCCGACAUCAUCGGCUUGCUGCUGAAAUUUAUACUGGAAAUUAUUUACUCUUUUAUGAAGUUAUUUGUCAAGGCGGAGCUUAAGGAUUUAAGCGGAGAGGUGGUUUUGGUUACAGGUGCAGGACAUGGAAUCGGGCGGGAACUCGCUCUACAGUACACAGAUUUGGGAUGUGAGGUUGUCUGUUUGGACAUCAAUGAGACGAACAAUGCCGAAACUGCUGAGAUGGCCAAUGCUUUGAAGCGAGGACGCGCUUAUACCUUCACUUGUGACGUGACGGAUCGCGAUCAGGUGCUGGAGGUGGCCAACAGAAUCCGACUUCAAGUUGGACAUGUGUCGGUGAUUGUGAACAAUGCUGGUAUCAUGCCAUCGCGCCCACUGUGGGAGCAAAAGCAUCAGGAGAUUCGGAAGGUGUUUGACGUUAAUGUGAUGGCCCACUUCUGGAUCUUUGAGGCAUUCUUACCGCAGAUGAUUGAGAAGAAUCGUGGUCAUUUGGUGUCAAUCUCAUCGGUUGCUGGACUCAUAGGUGCGGCCAAUUUAGUGCCAUACUGUGCCUCCAAGUUUGCAGUUCGUGGAAUGAUGGAGGCCCUCUUUGAAGAGCUGCGCGAAAACAAAAUCCCGAUCAAAUUGACCGUCGCUUAUCCCUACAUGGUGGACACAGGAUUGUGCAAGAGUCCAAAGAUGCGCUUUCCCAGUGCCAUGGCUCUCCUGACUCCAAAAGCUGCCGCCACAUCGAUUAUUGAGGCCCACCGACAAGGGCUAGUAGAGGCAACAAUACCUCGCUACAUUGGCUAUCUCAAUAGAUUCUUCCGUAACUAUCCAGUCAACUGUCAGCUUAUGGUGAAAGAUUUUUUUGAGACUGGAGUGGGCAUAGAUGAUCAGUGAAUUACUUAUUGAAAAUAUGCCAUCGUCUUGUUCACAUUCCAUCCAAAAUAAAAGUCGACAAAAGGCUGUAUA